CUGACACCACUGCCUCAUCGUCGUCGUCGUCGUCGGCUGCGAAUCAUCGACCGGAUUACGAUAUCAGCCAAGGAGAAUCAGCCAAGAUCGGGGCAGCAAUGACAUUCGGCAACGGUCCGUCGAUCAGCGACUCCAGCAGUAGCAGCAGUGUGAACCACCACAAGCACUUGCACACGGCUGGGAGCGUUGGCGCAGGUUACGACCUGGCCUACGAUCUUGGCGGCGGCAGUAGCGUGAGCAGCAGCCUAGGACUCUUCGAGGGCCACCAGCACGAUGGCCAGGGCAUAGCCGCCCUCCUCGUGCUCAUUGUCGUGCUCUGCCUGCUGGCUUACUGCUGUUGGGGCGUGCCCAUCUUUCGCAGCCUGCGCCGCUGGAACUGCGGCUCCUCGUCGUCUUCUUCGUCGAGUUGCUGCUGCACCGGUGGCGGCGAAUCGACGACGACCCCCUGCUCGGCGGAGGAUCGCUGCGCUCGGAACGGCCCUCUCGGUUCUUGGGUGCUGGGGACCGCCACCGGUGUCAGUGCUGUCAAUGCCAACGGUAUCAAUAACAAUUCCACUGCCAACCAGAGCAGGACUGCCAGCUCAAUUUUCGCUGCUCAGCAGCAAUCGCAUCGUCAUUAUAAUCGUCACGCUGCCAGACAGGCCGGCGCAGCGGGUCUGCAGCAAUCGAGGAUCGGCGAUUAUAACGGACCAUUGUCGCACUUGCAUCGCAAUCAGCAGCAAAUGCACAGCAUGGCCACGCCGACCAUCAUUUUGCUGCCCCACGGCAGGAUGCUCGUCGUCGACGGCUCGAUAUUCACCCAAUUGCAGAGCGACACUAGCGGUCUCGAUCUGAUGGAACUGGGCGAGAACGUGAUGCGCGCCCAACGCGGAGGCUCGAAUCCGCAGAGACCUCACUCGAGCUCCCCUGCGACCCAUCAGCAUGUCUCGGUCCGAUCGCAGCUGCGCACCAGCCCGGAGACUCCCAGCAAGGAUAGCAUGGGCUCCAUCGGCUGCUUUCCACCGCCCACCUACGAGAGCAUCUACGGCAAAGAGGAGGGUGCCGACAUGCCUCCAUCCUAUUCCGAAAUUCUUCUUCAUAGACUAGCAAACCUGCCGGAAUGCGAGAUGGACGCGCACCAGCAGCAGCCACCAACGAGUGGCAGCUCAAGCAAUGAUCGUCGCGACGCUCCUGCGGCCGAUGAUGAAAGAUCGAAAGAUUUGGAACUCGGCAACGGAUCGAGCUCCUUCAACUGUCCUCGGAUAUUCGCUAAUCCGUUCGAUUGCGCCGAGCUGCCUUUUAACGACGACGACGACGACGAAGUGACUGAUCGGCAUCGAUUGCGGCAGACGCGCAAUCCGUCUCUUCGAACGAAUCCGCUCGACGACGCUACCUUUUACUCGCUGGACGCGAUGAACGACGAGUCCAGUACCGUCGCUUCGUCGUUCCGUCACACUAGAAGAGCUCGGCCGAUUUCGCUACAACAGGGCAACAGCGAGUCCGACAACGAGGCGAGAUACCAGCGCAGACGAGAGCACAGAUCCAGACGAUCGCAGAGACCGAGCUCGCAAGAUCGUCACAGCGUUUCCGAGUAUCCGACGAGCAGUCACGGCUACAGCAGCUAUCAACGCCGACGCGAGCACAACGAGACCAUGAAUUGUCGGAACGUCGUCAGCAGCCGUCGUCUGAGCGCCGAUCCCAUUACCGAUUUGCAUCCGGCUACGUAUGAAGAAGCACUCCAGACCCAUCGAGCGACGGACGCUCAUCCAGGACUCGAUUUCCUGCCACAGAUGAUUUAUUCGUCGCCUUUUCAUAGGACCAGCAACGACGGCAGCCAAAUCAGUCGGUUAUCCGUGAACAUGACCAACUGGAAUCUCGACGACGGCGAUGACGAUCGAGUCGGCGUCGCGAACGCGAUAAUCGAUAUCGAUGACGACAACGACGACGUCGACGAAGAGGAGACCAAAAAUUUCGAGACUCUUGCUGAUAUACGAGAGAGUCGCGUUUAAAGACUGUCUAAACUACUACCUAAUGCAUACAAUAACUGUGAUGUACGUCAUUUAUUGUGCGAAGCUCUAAUCCAGCUCCUGUCGAGUGUUAAAUGGAUAUUUUAGAGCGAUGUUUGUUCCGUGUUAUAUCAAUAAUUAGAAAAUCAUCAUUGUUCUUGAUACUCGGCGCUUUUCAAUCUACGUGGAUUACACACGAAUUAGAAGCGAUUUUUCGCUUCUAUCGAGUAACAUCAAUUUCUACCCAAAGAUUCUGUCUAAAUGAUAAUUUUACAUAAAAUAUGAUUUUAUUGUUGAUGUAUAGAUAUCCAAACGCUAAA
Messenger RNA from Trichogramma pretiosum, 2305 nucleotides. RefSeq lists its product as uncharacterized. Lineage: Eukaryota; Metazoa; Arthropoda; Insecta; Hymenoptera; Trichogrammatidae. The transcript has 5 exons. The coding region runs from base 99 to 1988 and encodes 629 amino acids. The record is from RefSeq and is a predicted model, not a curated record.